AAAUGGGCUCUUAAUUUACCCACUCCAAAAGCACCGAGUAACCGGCGACUUGAUAGUGAACCGGGUUCAUCUAUCGGGUCAACCAUCUCUCAACCACCUGAUUAAAACACUUCACCUGUCCAUUUUCUUUUGUCUGAACAAAAUUGAAAUCAAGAAACCACUGAGCUUUUCUUCUUCUUCUUCUUUUUUAUUUUUUUUAGACAAGAAAAAAAUGGAGCCAAGUCGGAGGAAGUUAUUAUUACUGGUAGUUUACGUAAUUACAAAUUUGUCCCUACAAGUAAGAGGUUGGACUGGUGAAAUUCAUGGCAGAGUUGUUUGUGAUGUCUGUGGUGAUUCUUCUGUUGGUCCUGAAGACCAUGUUCUACAAGGUGCAGAGGUUGCUGUUCUUUGCAUAACGAAGUCUGGGGAGGUUCUGAAUUAUCAGGCAUUCACAAACUCCAAGGGGAUAUAUAGAGUGGCAGAGACAAUGCCAGAGAGCGAUCGUUGGGAUGCAUGCCUAGCAAGACCCAUCAGCAGCUUCCACGAGCACUGCACACGUCUGGGAGAUAACAACUCGGGAGUAAAGUUCAGCUACAAACAUCCUUCAGGAUAUUCACACACAGUCAGACCAUUUGUAUAUCGUCCAACAAAUGUUCCAACGUACUGCAUCUAAGAAAUAUGUAUAUUGUAUCAUAUGCUACAGGCUAUCUAAGCUUGUUACUGUUAUUGUAUCCUGGUUGCCUUGAUUUUAUUGAAAAUUCAGUAGCAAUCUGGAUAUAUCUGAUAA
Messenger RNA from Capsicum annuum, 766 nucleotides. RefSeq lists its product as uncharacterized. The record is from RefSeq and is a predicted model, not a curated record. Bases 212 to 652 code for a protein of 146 amino acids. The transcript is spliced from 2 exons. NCBI's taxonomy places the organism in Eukaryota, Viridiplantae, Streptophyta, Magnoliopsida, Solanales, Solanaceae.